This is a messenger RNA of Saimiri boliviensis boliviensis (Bolivian squirrel monkey), 2737 nucleotides long. It is a transcript of the gene NUBPL, whose product is annotated as NUBP iron-sulfur cluster assembly factor, mitochondrial. Gene Ontology annotation, molecular function: ATP-dependent FeS chaperone activity; 4 iron, 4 sulfur cluster binding; ATP binding. NCBI's taxonomy places the organism in Eukaryota, Metazoa, Chordata, Mammalia, Primates, Cebidae. Gene Ontology annotation, cellular component: mitochondrion. Gene Ontology annotation, biological process: mitochondrial respiratory chain complex I assembly; iron-sulfur cluster assembly. The record is from RefSeq and is a predicted model, not a curated record.
UCUGCGACAGUUCCCCAGUUAGGCUCAGAGCGGAGUUUCGCGUCAUGGGGAUUUGGCAGCGUCUGCUGCUUUUCGGUGCGGUGUCGCUCCGGGCUGCUGGUGGGGCCACUGCUCGGCUUGGAGGAAGCCGAGCCAUGGUUUGUCGGCGCCAGUUAUCUGGCGCCGAGAGUGAGACCCUAAAACAAAGAAGAAUACAAAUCAUGUCUCGAGGACUUCCAAAGCAGAAACCGAUAGAAGGUGUUAAACAAGUUAUAGUUGUGGCUUCCGGAAAGGGUGGAGUUGGAAAAUCCACUACAGCAGUGAAUCUUGCACUUGCACUAGCAGCGAAUGAUUCGUCCAAGGCCAUUGGUUUGCUAGAUGUGGAUGUGUAUGGACCUUCAAUUCCAAAGAUGAUGAAUCUGAAAGGAAAUCCGGAAUUAUCACAGAGCAACCUAAUGAGGCCUCUCUUGAAUUAUGGUAUUGCUUGUAUGUCUAUGGGCUUUCUGGUUGAAGAAAAUGAACCAGUAGUUUGGAGAGGCCUUAUGGUAAUGUCGGCCAUUGAGAAACUGUUGAGACAGGUAGAUUGGGGUCAACUGGACUACUUAGUUGUUGACAUGCCACCAGGAACUGGAGAUGUGCAGUUAUCAGUCUCACAGAACAUUCCUAUAACAGGUGCUGUGAUUGUCUCCACGCCCCAGGAUAUUGCAUUGAUGGAUGCACACAAGGGUGCUGAGAUGUUUCGCAAAGUCCAUGUGCCUGUCCUUGGCCUUAUCCAAAACAUGAGUGUUUUCCAGUGUCCAAAAUGUAAACACAAAACUCAUAUUUUUGGUGCCGAUGGUGCAAGAAAACUAGCACAGACCCUCGGCCUUGAAGUUCUAGGAGACAUUCCCUUACACCUUAACAUAAGGGAAGCUUCAGAUACAGGCCAGCCAAUUGUGUUUUCACAGCCUGAAAGUGAUGAGGCCAAAGCUUACUUGAGGAUUGCUGUGGAAGUGGUAAGAAGAUUGCCCUCACCUUCGGAGUGAUUCCCCAAGUGUCCUGGAAAUUUGCCUGGUACUAACAUUAAGAAGACCUUUCGAAAUCAGCAAUGUGGUGAUGGAACCUACAGAAAUAAUAUAAAUCAUAAUUGUUUUAUUUCUAAGGAAAUAACGUCUUCAGAUCUGAUUUGCUAAGCUGUGAGUCAAAAAAGUUUUAUGUUUCAAUGUUAACUGCUACAUUUAGAAAUUUUUUGAAAGCUGGUGUAUACCACCUGCACAGAACUGCAUUUUAUUUUAUUGCAUUACCCCUUUAGGAAUCAUGGGUUUAUGAUGUUACAAGACCAUUUUGGGAGGGAACUAUAUACUGUUUACAGGACCACAGAGUUAGUAAUUUAAGUGAUAUACUAAAUUUGUGUAUGGGCAUAAGUAUUAUACCUCUCCAUCAGGCAAUUUGGACUGUCUUUAAAUCCUGUUUUUAGUACUUUCUUGGACAUGUUCUUAAUACGGACCUUUGCUUCUCCAUCUGAAUCACACCAUCCCCCAGUCUUAAUGAGUCUCAGUCUCCAGGGAUAGGGUCUGAACAUACAUAUUUUUAAUAAGAACAUGAUGUUGAUGAUGAUUCUGAUUAUGAUGGCAGUAAUAAUAAUAGCUAACAUUUAACAAGUGCUUUCUACAUAUCCUUAUAACUAAUAUUUCAUUUGUGUGAGUGGGUACUAUUAUCUCUAUUUUACAGACAAGUAAUUUGAGGUAUAAGAAGGUUGAGUGUCUUGCUGAGGGUUAAUAUAUCUAGAAAGUAAUAGAGCUUAGAUUUGAACUUGAGUUCAAAAGGAUAUUAGAUUCAUCCUUUUGUACACCAAUGUGCUUUUGUUAAUUCAAAAAAGGCAGGUGGAAUGCAGUAUUUAGCAUUUCCUCAAACGUUUUUGGCCAUGAAAUCCACCCCCGCUCCCCACCCACUGCCUUUUAAGAGCAUUUCAUGGAGUUCACAUUUCAAAUAACACAUUUUGGAAAACAUUUAUCUUGCCUAAUUGAAACUCAAAGAGAGAUAAUCCAUGACUUUUCAGAGUCAGGUAGCAGAUAAUUUUAAAUCCACAAGUACUGGUCAGAGUGAGCCGUAAGUUAAUUGGCAUUUAUAAAGAAGUGGUCUGUCACUUUUGGCAAAUGCUUUGACAUCCCUUGUUCUAUAGUUGUUAGCCAGAAAAUUAGGUACAGAGUUUCACAUUAUUAUAAGUAUGUUUUCACACAAAAAUAUAGACAUUGAUGCUUAUUGCAACUUUAUGUGUAAUAACCAAAAACAACCCAGAUUUUCUUCAUUGGGAAUGGUUAAACAAACCAUGGUACAUUCAUACUAUGAAUAUUACUCAGCAGUAAAAAAGAACAAACUGUGGGUACAUGCAGCAACCUAAAUGAAUUCUAGAGAAUUAUGCUGAGUGAAAAAAGCCAGUCUCAAAAGGUUAUGUACCAAAAGAUUCCAUUUAUAUGACAUUCUUGAAGUGACAUAAUUAUAGAAAUGGAGAACAGAUUAGUUAUGGCCAUGUUAAGGAGGUGGUGAAAAUGGGAGAGAAUUGGGUGUGGCUGUGAGAAACAUGAGGGAUCCUCAUGAUGAUGGAAAUGUUCUAUAUCACAGCUAUCAAUGCCACUAUCGCGGUUGUGAUACUGUGCUAUAGUUUUACAAGAUGUUACCAUUGGGGGAAAUUGGAUGAAGAGCACAUGAAAUCUCUGUAUCAUUUCUUAAAACUGCAUAUUAUUCUACAAUUAUCUGAAAAUAAAAAUAAAAGUUAAAA